CUACAACCAUACAAAUUGUACACAACACUAUAUCUCCUUCCUCGCUCGCUCGUUCCCUGCGUCAAUCAAUGGCGUCCUUCAAUUCAUUCCCCAUUCCCAAACAGAUUGUUGGUUCUUCUUCGUCUUCCUCUUCUUCUCGGCGACGUAUCUUGGUGCGAUCGACUAUGGCGUCGACCAAUACUAUGCUGGUCUUCGUACCUCCACAUCCUUUGAUUAAACAUUGGCUCUCCCUUUUAAGAUGUGAGCAAACUUCUUUCCCUAUUUUUGUUUUUUUAAAUGACUUCUCUCUGUUACUUGAUGCUUCAGUUAGAAUUCCAAUGAAUUCUGUGUUUCCAACGAGAUGGUCGUUUCUAUCCUCACUCAAAGAGGAAAGCAGAAUUAUCUAUCAGAAAGAUCCUUUUAAAGCAUGUGGCUGCGCAUCUGCAACUCCUUACACUACAUCAAAUAAUCUCUAUGUUGAGAUCAAAGAUUCAAAGGAAAAUAUUGGAGAACAAAUGUCUUCUGCAGAAAAAUCAUAUUCUUCUCGUAGCAUGUUGCAAUACAAUUUACUAGCAAAGAACCUUUUAGCACUAGAGGAAACUUUUGUUGCCUUGGACUCUUUGAGAAUGGAAAGAGAUAUUAUGUUGCAAAUGGCCAAGUUAGGGGCUGCUGAGUUUUUCAAAACCUGUCUAUCUAGGUCUCGUUGUUCUUCAAUCACCUCAUGCUUAUCUGACACAACCGAGUUGGUGGGUACAGCACCGAAUCAGCAAGUCUUUGUAUCAUCCAGAAGGAAAUUGAAAAAGAUAGCUAGAAGGUCGAGUGUGACAGGUGAGAAUGGUGUUGAUCAGGGUUCUUUGCCAACCGGGUUAAGAACCAUAUGGAACAAUAUCGAUGCCCCUAGAGUGAGAAGACCACCGAUAUAUAGAAAGAAAAGAGAGAGGAUCUCUAGAAACGAGGCUGAGAUGUCAACAGGAGUCAAGAUAGUGGCGGAUAUGGAGAGAAUCAGAACGCAACUGGAGGAAGAAAGUGGUAAGGUAGCGAGUUUGAGUUGUUGGGCAGAAGCAGCUGGGAUGAACGAGAAACUCCUGAUGCGCAAUCUACAUUACGGUUGGUACUGUAGAGAUGAACUGUUGAAAAGCACCCGGUCUUUGGUUCUCUUUCUUGCAAGAAAUUACCGUGGACUGGGAAUCGCCCACGAAGAUUUAGUUCAGGCAGGGUAUGUGGGGGUGUUACAAGGAGCAGAGAGGUUUGAUCACACAAGGGGUUACAAGUUUUCAACAUACGUGCAGUAUUGGAUAAGAAAAUCAAUGUCCAUGAUGGUGUCACGGCACGCAAGAGGCGUCCAUAUUCCUGCAUCAAUAAUCCGAACUAUCAAUCAGAUCCAAAAGGCUCGUAAGACCUUGAAAACGAGCCAUGGGAUAAAAUAUCCGGCUGAUGAGGAGAUUUCGAAACUAACAAGCCUGUCGGUGAAGAAGAUUCGAGCAGCUAACCAAUGCCUAAGAGUGGUCGGUUCUAUCGAAAAGAAAGUCGGGGAUUGCUUUUCUACAAAAUUCCUGGAAUUUACACCGGACAGGACGAUGGAGAGUCCAGAGGAGGCUGUGAUGAGGCAGAGCGCGAGGAGAGACUUACAUGAUCUUCUAGAAGGGCUAGAGCCAAGAGAGAAGCAAGUGAUGGUUCUACGUUAUGGUCUUCAAGACUACAGGCCCAAGUCCCUUGAAGAGAUUGGGAAGCUUCUUAGAGUUAGCAAAGAAUGGAUUCGGAAGAUCGAACGGAGGGCAAUGGCUAAACUCAGGGACCAACCCAACGCGGAAGACCUCAGAUAUUAUUUGAAGCAGUAAAAUAUAUACAGAAUUUUGGAACCACACUAUGUCUUCUAUCACAAUGUGAAGGUGUGUAAUCAAUCAUGUGUGUUUAUAAUAUAACAUUGGAGAUCUCUACUACAGUGUAAAGUUAUGUAUAUGUGGUGUAAACUUAUAUCUUAUUAUAGAAACCUGUUCAAUUUUUUUUUGCAAAA
Molecule: messenger RNA, 1993 nt
Organism: Camelina sativa (false flax)
Lineage: Eukaryota; Viridiplantae; Streptophyta; Magnoliopsida; Brassicales; Brassicaceae
Product: RNA polymerase sigma factor sigC
Biological process (GO): regulation of DNA-templated transcription; DNA-templated transcription initiation
Molecular function (GO): DNA-binding transcription factor activity
Source: RefSeq, a predicted model, not a curated record